Molecule: messenger RNA, 2612 nt
Organism: Thrips palmi
Lineage: Eukaryota; Metazoa; Arthropoda; Insecta; Thysanoptera; Thripidae
Product: glucose dehydrogenase [FAD, quinone]-like
Molecular function (GO): oxidoreductase activity, acting on CH-OH group of donors; flavin adenine dinucleotide binding
Source: RefSeq, a predicted model, not a curated record
CUGACUGACAGCGCUAUGCGGUGGUUACACAAACUGACAGAACACUGACGCGCGGGGUAUCGACAUGUACAAACGGCUAGCAUGGAGUAUUCACUACGGAUACAACAGUCUUUUCCUCCAUUUGAGCAUACUUUUGCUCGUGGCAGUAUGCGGCCGUGUGUCUGCAGUUACUGAUCGAGACUUGGAGCAACAGCUGAUCCGUGAGCUGCAACGCCUGCAGCCGAAAAGUGAUAACCAGGAGAGGAGGUCACUCUUGAAUUUCGAGCUGCCCCACGUGACGCCGCGUUGCCACGCCGCCUCCGGCACCAUGUCGGACUUCAUGGCGUUGGUCACCACCGUGCUGCCCCUGGUGCCUGACCUUGAGGACCCUCUCGGAGCCGCCUGCAGGUUGCAGCAGCAUCCAGUCUUGGACGAAGCCGACGUGGUGGUAGUGGGUGCUGGCUCCGCGGGGUCCGUGGUGGCCGCGAGGCUGUCCGAGCGCGAAGACCUGCGCGUCGUGCUGCUAGAGGCCGGCGGCUCCGAACCUGCUGUGUCACAGGUUCCUUCCUUGUACGUGUCGGACGCCGACAGCAAGCGGAAGCUAGACUGGCACUUCAAAGUGGAGGCGCAAAAUAGCUCCUGCAUGAACUCUACUUGCUUCUGGCCCCGAGGCAAGGUCCUGGGUGGCACCUCCACCAUCAAUGGCAUGAUGUACAUGCGUGGCAACUUCCGCGACUACGACCGCUGGGAGGCAGAGGGCCUUCACGGCUGGGGCUGGAGCCACGUGUUGCCCUACUUUCUCAAGUCCGAAGACAACCGCGAACUGGGCGAGAGUCACGUUGAGGACAAGUACCACUCGCGAGGGGGAUACCUGACAGUGCAGCGCUUCCCGGACCAGCCGCAGCUGGCCUGGGACAUCCUGGCAGCAGGCUCCGAGCUGGGCUACCGCUCCGACGUGGACCUGAACGGCAAGAACCAGACAGGCUUCACAGUGGCGCAGGCCAACGUGCGCAACGGCCAUCGCCUGUCGGUCGCGAGGGCCUUUCUGCACCCUGCCAGGGGAAGGCCCAACCUGCGCGUCAUCACGGAAGCCACUGUGCUCCGCGUGACAACGGAGGGCCGGCGGGCAACGGGAGUGGAGUACUUGCGGCGAGGCGUCGUGCACACACUGCGCGCCAAGCGAGAGGUGGUGCUGUGCGCGGGCGCCCUCCAGACGCCGCAGCUGCUGCUUCUCUCUGGCCUGGGGCCGAAAGAGCAUUUGGAACAAACGGGAAUACCGGUGGUUGCAGAUAUCCCUGCAGUCGGAAAGAACCUGGAAAAUCACGUAUCGUAUCCAGUUGAUUUCUUAGCGAGCAAUGCACCACACACCCAGCGCCUGGACAUGCGCUCAGUGGUAAACUUCGUGGCCAACGGCACCGGGUCCAUGACCUCGACGGGGCUGUCGCAGGUAACUGCGUUUGUCCACAGCAAGUACUCCAAAGGAAGAGCAAAAGACUUGCCAGACUUGCAGCUUUUCUUCGACGGCGCUCUUGCAAACUGCUCGCGGACUGGCGCGCACAAUGAGUCUAGUCAUGUACUGGAUAACACCCCUAUUCGGAUUUUGCCGGUGGUGCUGCGUCCGCGGAGCCGGGGCUCGGUGCAGCUCAGGAGUAGACCACUUGCGCCACCACGGCUUUUUGCCAAUGACCUGCAGCACCGCCGCGACAUGGACCUUCUCAUCGACGGCGUGAGAUUCGUGCAGAGGCUGGCCAACACACAGGCGCUGCGCUGGCGUGGGCUUCGCCUGGUGUAUCCGAACGCGCCACAAGCCUGCAGCAGCAAGGAAAUUGAUUCGGACGGAUACUGGGAGUGCCUCAUCCGCCACCACACGGCGCCGGAGAACCACCAGUGCUGCUCUGCACGAAUGGGGCCGGACGGAGAUGUGACGGCAGUCCUGGACGGACAUCUGAGGGUGCGUGGCGUGCAGGGGCUGCGGGUGGCAGACGCUUCGGCCAUGCGCCACGUGGUCAGCGCCAACGUGAACGCGGCCGUCGUCAUGGUGGCCGAGCGCGCGGCGGACCUCAUCAAGGCAGAACACCCGCCGACGAGCUGAACAUCAUCCCCACACACGCUACUGAGGAUACAACGUAGGUGUACUGAGUACACACAUAGAUUUUGUGUGCACGCCUGGCGUUUACACCUACCUUGGCCUGCGGCGCUGGCCUGCCUUCGGCAGACUCUUUUGACACUCAGCGCCACACGAAGAGACAAAGAAGCGUUCAGUUUCAACCUUUAUGCUACGGGGCUCCGCCGCCCUACACAGCGAAAGUUUGUUGUCACUUUAUGACUAGUAAGAGUCAAGGACUCCUGGGCCGUGCUUCCGCUUUCUGUUCAAGUAGACAGCCUAAUGUAAGAGGAGAGUGUAAAGGUCCUUAAGUAGUUAAUAUAUCAGUACUAUUCAAUUCUGUUUAAGUCAAACUGAAUCAAUUUAUUUAACAUUUACUUUCAGAAAACUGUAUUACGUUGUAGGAAUUGGUUUGUUAUUUAAUUGAAUAAAAUUCUGAAUGAACUGAUAAAUGGGAAUGUUGCGGGCAAGGGCAUAUUUCAGACAACAUUUCAACAAAAUAAACAUUUAUUUUCAAAAACACUAAAAA